Molecule: messenger RNA, 522 nt
Organism: Eublepharis macularius
Lineage: Eukaryota; Metazoa; Chordata; Lepidosauria; Squamata; Eublepharidae
Gene: EXOC1L
Product: exocyst complex component 1 like
Exons: 3
Coding region: 1-522 (173 amino acids)
Source: RefSeq, a predicted model, not a curated record
AUGUCAUCGUUGGUAAAGGAGGACCUUAACAAGAAGCUGUUCAAAUGCCUCGGGCAGAGCUUGUAUGACUUCAUUGAAGUUGAAUGCUCAGGCCAGGACCGCUUCUACCUUUGUGCCUCAGUGACCAAAGGUGAAGAAGUACAAAUAUCUAUGGUGAAACAUUUUAGAAUAGGCCUUGAUGAGAAGUAUGAAAUCUCUGAAAAAUGGUUUCUUGAUGACCUGGAGAUGAUUGAUGGAAAAGAAGCUGAUGCUGAUAAUCCAUGGUUUGAUAUGCAUUUCAAGAAAGUCUACAGCUGGGAAGCUUACAGCUGUGCAUCUAAAUAUGCCUUUGCACGAACAUUAAAUAAACUGAAUGAGAUGUACCUCCAGAAGGACCUGAAGAUUGUGAACUUUGAUUUUACCUACAUCAACGAUGAUUCAUUCUGGUCAUCCAACAAUGGGGACUGCUUGGUUCUUAUGAGGAUCUGCUUCUAUGCGUCCAACCUUCUUUGUCUGUCUCUAUGUCCUCUGCCGAUAGGGUGA